Messenger RNA from Drosophila obscura, 2172 nucleotides. RefSeq names its product heterogeneous nuclear ribonucleoprotein K homolog (gene HnRNP-K). Gene Ontology annotation, molecular function: mRNA binding. Gene Ontology annotation, biological process: regulation of transcription by RNA polymerase II; regulation of mRNA splicing, via spliceosome. Gene Ontology annotation, cellular component: nucleus; cytoplasm. The record is from RefSeq and is a predicted model, not a curated record. Lineage: Eukaryota; Metazoa; Arthropoda; Insecta; Diptera; Drosophilidae.
UCUUUGGUUUGACACCUCUUGUGUUUUUCUGCCAUUUUGCAAUUCAUCUGUGAAUUUUAACUCUAUCGUGUGUUUUCUGUACAAUUGAAUAAUAAAUAUUUUCAGCAAGUGCUGAAGUAACCAACUCGUGGUUAAAUAUAUUUCUGUGCAUUGCUUAUCAGAGCAAACAUUUAAAUUGUGGUAGCAACGCAAAGCAGCUACGACAAACCAUCCAGAUAGAGAGUAUAAGAAUGAAGCGUGAAAUGAACGAUGCAGGAGACGGACCACAGGACCAGAAGCGUAAUCGCCGUAAUGAGGAUACCGUGCGCAUACUAAUUCCAAGCAGUAUCGCUGGCGCUGUGAUCGGCAAGGGAGGACAGCACAUCCAGAAGAUGAGGACUCAGUAUAAAGCAGCUGUGUCUGUCGACGAUUCCCAAGGCCCCGAACGGACCAUCCAAAUAUCGGCGGAUAUCGAGGCAACUCUGGAGAUAAUCACCGAAAUGUUGAAAUACUUUGAAGAGCGCGAUGAGGACUUUGAUGUGCGCCUAUUGAUCCAUCAGAGCUUGGCCGGCUGCGUUAUAGGCAAAGGUGGACAGAAGAUCAAGGAGAUACGCGAUCGCAUCGGCUGCCGCUUCUUGAAGGUAUUCUCCAAUGUGGCUCCGCAGAGCACAGAUCGUGUGGUGCAGACGGUGGGCAAGCAGGCCCAGGUCAUCGAGGCGGUGCGUGAGGUGAUUACCCUCACUCGGGACACGCCCAUCAAGGGGGCCAUCCACAACUAUGAUCCGAUGAACUUCGACCGCGUCUAUGCGGAUGAGUACGGCGGCUAUGGCACCGGCAGUGGCAGCACUCGCCCCAGCCAGCGGGGAGGCAGCCGCAACGGGGGAGCAGGAGCAGCUGGUGCUGGCGGCGCUGCUGGUGGCGGCAACGGCGGAGGAUUCGGCGGUAAUGCUGGCGGAGGUCGCGGCAGUGGCGGUGGAGGACGUGGCGCUGAACGCUUUGGUGCAGGCACCGGAGGUGCUGGCGUAGGAGUCGGCGGCGGCGGUGGCGGCAUGGGCCAGCGCGACAAUCUCAUCAAUCCGUGGGCCAACGGCGGUGGCGGUGAUGUGGAUGGUUUUGGCGGUGCCAGUGGCGGUGCCGGUGGCUUUGCUGGCGCUGGUUUUGGUGGUGGCAGCGGCGGGCCAUUUGGCGGUGGCGGCAGCUUUGGCAACAACGGUUUUGGCGGCGGUCCUGGUGACUUUGGGGGCAACAACGGCAGCUUUGGCCAGAGCCAGGGCGCCAACAGCCUGCCGAGUCUCGGCAAUUUCAGCCAGAGCCAGGGCGGCAGCAACAGUCUGCCCAGCCUGGGCAGCUUCGGCCAGAAUCAGGGCGGCAACAGCAGCCUGGGCAACGGCCUGGGAGGCGGCAGUGCCAACAACGGGGGCGUUGGAGCCCUGGGCGGUGCUAAUGGCGCUGGUGGCUUCAACGCUGGCGGCGGCAGCAACGGCGGCAACGGGAGCCCGAAUGCUCCGACUAAUGUGCCCCAGGGUCAUGACCCCAACAACAGCACACAGGUCACCAUUCCAAAGGAGUUGGCUGGCGCCAUCAUUGGCAAGGGAGGUGGCCGCAUCCGCCGCAUUCGGAAUGAGUCCAGUGCGUACAUAACCAUCGACGAGCCCCUGCCCAACUCGAACGAUCGCAUAAUCACCAUCUCGGGCACGCCCAAGCAAAUACAAAUGGCCCAGUAUCUGCUGCAACAGAGUGUGCACGAGAAUGGAAGGCGAAACAUUUAAGUGGGCAAAUACAACUUUAGCAACAGCCACACACAGCAACAUGCAAGUGCAAAAACAACAACAACAAUAACCAUCGAGAUGUGCUGCGUUUCACGUUUAAAAUUAAAUUUACUAACAGAAGAAAAGGAACAGAGCGAGAGAGCAUCCUCCAAAAAAAACACGAAAGAAAUUUAUGUAUUUCUUCUUUAACUUUAAGUGAAAAAUUCCCCCGUAAAGAGAAAGAAAAUCCGAAAAGAAGGAAAGGACGACAACUGGAACAAUAAGUGUCCCCUGCCACAUGCCCCAUACACCGUGCAUCUCCCUCCCCCACACAACCCAACCAUCAUUCUCUCAGCCACACCAUUUCUGCUCUUGAACGGGGAAAGUCAACCUUAAAAUUCUGUACGAUAAGAAGAAUGAACAAAUAAAGUAUAAUUAAACUUGA